GUAGCUGAGAGACGACCUGGAAGUUCUGAGGCAGCCUUUGUCUGGCUGGAACACGCAUUGGCAGCGGGAGCUGUCGGUAGGACCUGGGACACCGCGGAAGUCGGGAAAUGGCCUCAGUGGCUUUAGAGGAUGUGGCUGUGAACUUCACCCGAGAAGAGUGGGCUUUGCUGGGUCCUUGUCAGAAGAAUCUCUACAAAGAUGUGAUGCAGGAAACCAUCAGGAACCUGGAUUGUGUAGUAAUGAAAUGGAAAGACCAGAACAUUGAAGAUCAAUAUAGAUAUCCCAGGAAAAAUCUAAGAUGUCGUAUGUUAGAGAGAUUUGUUGAAAGUAAAGAUGGAACUCAAUGUGGAGAAACAUCUAGCCAGAUUCAAGAUAGUAUUGUGACCAAGAACACUCUUCCUGGAGUAGGUCCUUGUGAAAGCAGUAUGAGAGGAGAAAAAGUCAUGGGUCAUUCAUCCCUUAAUUGUUACAUCAGAGUUGGUGCUGGGCACAAACCACAUGAGUAUCAUGAAUGUGGAGAGAAGCCAGAUACGCAUAAACAACGUGGGAAAGCCUUCAGUUACCACAACUCAUUUCAAACACAUGAGAGGCUUCACACUGGAAAGAAACCAUAUGAUUGUAAAGAAUGUGGGAAGUCCUUCAGUUCUUUGGGAAACCUUCAAAGACACAUGGCAGUGCAGCGUGGAGAUGGACCUUAUAAAUGUAAGUUGUGUGGGAAAGCGUUUUUUUGGCCCAGUUUAUUACAUAUGCAUGAAAGAACGCACACUGGAGAGAAACCAUAUGAAUGUAAGCAGUGUUCUAAAGCCUUUUCUUUUUACAGUUCCUAUCUAAGACAUGAAAGAACACAUACUGGGGAGAAACCGUAUGAAUGUAAACAGUGUUCUAAAGCCUUUCCUUUUUACAGUUCCUAUCUAAGACAUGAAAGAACACAUACUGGGGAGAAACCAUAUAAAUGUAAGCAGUGUUCUAAAGCCUUCCCUGAUUCCAGUUCUUGUCUAAUACAUGAAAGAACUCACACUGGAGAGAAACCCUAUACAUGUAAACAAUGUGGGAAAGCCUUCAGUGUUUCCGGUUCCCUUCAAAGACAUGAAACCACUCACAGUGCAGAGAAACCCUAUGCAUGUCAGCAAUGUGGGAAAGCGUUUCAUCAUCUGGGAAGCUUUCAAAGACACAUGAUAAGGCACACUGGAAAUGGACCUCAUAAAUGUAAGAUAUGUGGGAAAGGCUUUGAUUGUCCUAGUUCACUGCAAAGUCAUGAAAGAACUCACACUGGAGAGAAACCCUAUGAAUGCAAGCAGUGUGGGAAAGCAUUAUCUCAUCGCUCAAGCUUUCGAAGUCAUAUGAUAAUGCACACUGGAGAUGGACCUCAUAAAUGCAAGGUAUGUGGGAAAGCCUUUGUUUAUCCCAGUGUAUUUCAAAGACAUGAAAGGACUCACACUGCAGAGAAACCCUAUAAAUGUAAACAAUGUGGCAAAGCCUACCGUAUUUCCAGUUCCCUUCGAAGGCAUGAAACAACUCAUACUGGAGAGAAACCCUAUAAAUGCAAACUUGGGAAAGCCUGUAUUGAUUUCUGUUCCUUUCAAAAUCACAAAACAACUCACACUGGAGAGAAGCCAUAUGAGUGUAAGGAAUGUGGGAAAGCAUUCAGUCGUUUCAGAUACCUUUCUCGACAUAAAAGGACUCACACAGGAGAGAAACCUUAUGAGUGUAAAACAUGUAGGAAAGCCUUCGGUCAUUAUGAUAACUUAAAGGUACAUGAAAGAAUUCACUCUGGAGAGAAGCCGUAUGAAUGUAAGGAAUGUGGGAAAGCAUUCUCUUGGCUCACUUGCUUUCUACGACAUGAAAGAAUUCACAUGAGAGAGAAAUCCUAUGAAUGUCCACAAUGUGGUAAAGCCUUCACUCAUUCCCGUUUUCUUCAAGGACAUGAAAAAACUCAUACUGGAGAGAACCCGUAUGAAUGUAAGGAAUGUGGGAAAGCAUUUGCUUCUCUCAGUUCCUUGCAUAGACAUAAAAAGACUCACUGGAAAAAAACUCACACUGGAGAGAACCCAUAUGAAUGUAAGGAAUGUGGGAAAGCAUUUGCUUCUCUCAGUUCCUUGCAUAGACAUAAAAAGACUCACUAGCAUUCUCUCUAAAUGUAUGGAAUGUGGGAAAGCAUUUAUUAAUUUUAUUUCAUUUCAGAUACUUGUACGAAACACAUUGGAGAUAGACCCUGUGAAUGUAAGCACUUGGUAAAGCCUUAAGUAGUUUCAGUUUCUUUCCAGUACAGUCAUCCCUUGAUACCUGCUGGGUAUUGGUUCCAGCACUCCGUGAGCCAUGUCCAGUCCCUUUUAUAAAAUGACAUGUUUGUAUGUAACUUACCCACAUCCUCUUGUAUAGUCUCAAUUAUGUCUAGAUUACUUAAAAUACCUCAUGCAUUAUAAAAGCUAUGCAAAUAGUUGUUCUAUUGUAUUGUUUAGGGAAUCAUGAUAAGGAAAAGAGUCUAUGUAUUUUCAGUAUAGAUGCAGUAAUUGUGAGCCUAUCAACAUAGUGUAGUCAGCCAGAACAUUAAAGUUUCUUUGUUUCAACUCUCA
This is a messenger RNA of Homo sapiens (human), 2573 nucleotides long. RefSeq names its product zinc finger protein 443 (gene ZNF443). Gene Ontology annotation, cellular component: nucleus. Gene Ontology annotation, biological process: regulation of DNA-templated transcription. Lineage: Eukaryota; Metazoa; Chordata; Mammalia; Primates; Hominidae. The transcript has 4 exons. The coding region runs from base 108 to 2123 and encodes 671 amino acids. The record is from RefSeq and is marked validated.